ACGCGCAUUUCUGUGCGUAUUGACAUGUUCUUGAGAGGUUGCGAAUCCAGUCGGACAUGGACCUGUUGGGAUCUGUGACGAUGUCGGGGCGGACAGCUCCGGAUUUCGGUGCGCCAGACGGGCCAAACAGCCCCGCACUGUGCCGUUAAACCCGCAUCAUGGGCGAAUCUGGGGUCAGUGACAGUCAAGGUCAUGACGAGUCGCCAGCACACUUGAACUUGCGUGGGUGGACAAUGAAACCCUAGAGGCCUGAACAAUCUUUCCUACAGACCUUGUUUCUCUUUACUCUCUUUCACUCCCGGUCUGUCUCCAGGCUGGUUACCGACGACAGGUCAAUCCACGAGUGAACCUUGAUGAUGCAACCACAACCAGAAACACAUGCAAGUAACUACCAAGUACGGUCUUUAAGUAGAAUAAGUAGCAAGUCAUCCCACACUGAGGGACGCGAGACUACGCUUGACAACCAGCCCCGUCACAAUGGGACGGCAGCGUGAUGAGGGUCAAGACUCUCAUAUUGACGACUUUGGGGAGCCCUCACGGAGGAUCGACGACCAGCGACAGCCGCUUUCAACAGCAUCGUAUUCCUCACCACCUGUUUCACCUGACGACCCAGAGGAACAGAGGGAUGACCCCAAGCGACCGAUAGCAUGGCGUGAGCUACCGCGAAAGGACCAACUGAUCAUCAUCACCCUCGCUCGCCUGAGCGAGCCCCUCGUCCAAACCUCCCUACAGGCGUACCUGUUCUACCAGCUCAGAUCCUUCGACCCCAGCCUUCCCUCGUCCAAGAUCUCAUCGCAGGCGGGCAUCAUGCACGCCUCGUUCAUGUUCGCCCAAUUCCUGACGGGCAUGCUUUGGGGCCGGGUGGCCGACUCGCGCUACGCUGGCCGAAAGGUUGUCCUCCUGGUUGGUCUGACGGGAACGGGCCUGUCAUGCUUGGGGUUUGGGUUCGCCACGAGUUUCUGGCAGGCUCUGGUCUUUAGAACGAUGGGGGGUGCCACGAACGGCAACAUUGGCGUCAUGAGGACAAUGAUCAGCGAGAUCAUCAGGGAGAAGAAGUACCAAUCUAGGGCCUUUCUGCUUCUCCCCAUGACCUUCAAUAUCGGCGUCAUUGUCGGGCCCAUCCUCGGUGGUGUGCUGUCUGACCCUGCCGGAUCCUAUCCUUCCUUGUUCAAGGGGAUACCGUUUUUCGAGAAAUACCCAUAUGCCACGCCCAACAUUGUCAGUUCCGUAUUCCUCAUGUGCGCGGCAGCAGCGGUAUGGUUGGGGCUGGAGGAGACACUGGACUCCAUCCGUGACACUGGUCAUGUGGACUUGGGCAUACGUGUGCGCAAGAGCAUGGUGGCCUUGUUUCGGAGACGACGACAUGGUUAUUCGUCUAUCCCGACCUCAUCCACCCACGAUGACAAUGAUGCCAGCCUGGACCUACCCGAAGCUGGCGCGAAGCCUCAGCCACAAAAACGCUUCACCCAACGAUUGCCCUUCAAGCGCGUGUUCACGCCCAACGUGGUACUGACGUUUGUCGCCCAUUUCCUCAUGGCGUUCCACGUCGGCACCUUCAACUCGCUCUGGUUUGUCUUCCUCAGCACGCCGGUGUACGACCCUGGGGAAUCAGACAUUACGCCUCAGCUGCCGUUUCGUUUCACGGGUGGCCUCGGACUGAAACCGCAGAGUGUAGGUCUCGCCAUGGCAAUCUUGGGGACCAUUGGUAUCUUCAUGCAGCUGGUCCUGUAUCCCCGGAUCAACGCACGCCUGGGCACCAUCAGAAGCUGGCGGUAUUUCCUGUAUACCUUCCCGGUGGCGUACUUCCUGGUGCCGUACUUGAGCAUUGUCCCAAGCUCGUCGCCGCCGCCCCAUGCCAAGACAGGCCUCGCCAUGUGGAUGGCGUUUGUAGGCAUCCUGAUGAUACAAGUGCUGGGACGAACCUUUGCCCUUCCAGCUCAGGCCAUUCUCAUCAACAAUUGUUCGCCACACCCAAGCGUCUUGGGCACCGUACAUGGCAUGGGGCAAAGCGUGAGUAGCGGCGCAAGAACUAUUGGCCCCAUGGUCGGAGGCUUUGUGUACGGUCUGGGCCUCAAUGCUGGUUACGUAGGCCUGGUGUGGUGGUGUCUCAGCGUCAUAGCCGUCCUUGGAGUUGUGGCGAGCUGGUUCGUUCGAGAGGGCGAUGGCCAUGAAAUAUGGCUCGAGGGGGAUGCAGAGGAUUAGACUAGCGUAGCUGAAUGUGCGAGGAGAACAAUACGUUCAUAGUCAUUCUUCUCACAUCAAGGCG
Emericellopsis atlantica is the source of this 2266-nucleotide messenger RNA. RefSeq names its product major facilitator superfamily domain-containing protein. Lineage: Eukaryota; Fungi; Ascomycota; Sordariomycetes; Hypocreales; Bionectriaceae. The transcript is spliced from 2 exons. Gene Ontology annotation, biological process: transmembrane transport. The coding region runs from base 478 to 2202 and encodes 574 amino acids. Gene Ontology annotation, molecular function: transmembrane transporter activity. The record is from RefSeq and is a predicted model, not a curated record.